UGAGAAGCAGUGAGCAAAGCAGAAGUGAUCAACCAUAACAUUACUUCCCAGCCCAACAGAUCCAAGUUUCAGGAAAGAAAAAGGCAUAAAUGAUCAAACAAAGGAAUUAUUUCAAAGAGGAGUCGUAAGGAAAAGUCUCUCUUGAAUGUAAAGGUACUCCAAGUUCUCACGCUGCUGUUUUGUCUUUGAAAAGAAGAUCUAAACUUUUAAAACCAGAAGGUGCUUUUCAGAGAAGAUAAACAGGGAGGGAGAGGAGUUGGAGGGGAUAAGCUAAAAUAACCAAAGCAGUGAUGAAGGACUCAAUCCAGUGUGGUUUCUAAGAGCAGUGUGGAAAUCCUGGCUGUUGAAAGCCCACAGGCAAUCGCUGAUCUGGCUUUUGACUAAACUGAUUCAUUUCUGUGAGGAAGAAGUGACCCUGAAACUUUCUGUGGCUCUGGGCUGACUGAGACAAGAGAGGGACCUGUCAGGAGGACAGGAUGGAUCCAGGAUGGAUGUGGCUGGAGAUUGGAUGUGGCUGGAUAUGGGGCUUGGUGGAGGAGUGGUACAGGCAGAGGAGGGGCUGCAGUGCAGGUGCAAAUGAGGAGGAGUGACUGAAGUGGGGUGAGGAGCAGGGCACUGAAUUCUGCUGCCUAUCCAUGAUCAGCUCCUCAGUCCUGGUGCACAUCAGACCUUGUCCCAAGCAGGAGUAACAGCACUUUUCCAUAUGUGAUGUUUAGUGAAGCACCUGGAAGGAGAGGGAGUUGUGCCAGCUCAGUUUGGACUCAAUCCUGUGGGUCCCUUCCAACUCAGAAUACUCUGGAAUUCCGUGGUCCCCCAUGACCCUGGUAUAGCAGCCUGUGAGGAGUUCCUGCAGCUCUGUAAAUCACCACCAAGGACUUCUGCCCCAGACUUGGAUCUGUGUUAGAGGCUCUUGCUGUUGACUUCAAACACACACUUUUGGGACAGCACUUGCCUCACAGUCCCCUUCUCACUGCUGCUGAACACCUGGUGAUGCCCAGCAGGGCCACUGAACAUCAAACCUCUGCUGAGUUGCACCAGACUGGCUCCCUUGGCCUUCCUGGCGUCUUCCAGCCCCUGCCCUGGUGGGAACACCGGACUGUCCUUGCUCCAGCGCAGGUGGGGGGUCCCCACUGAGCCCCCCCGUGGGGACAGAGCCACUGUGCCAUCACCCACUUCCUGCCCUGCAGUCUCUCUCUGUGGCCACCUUUGUCCUGGCAGAAGAGCCCCAGGCCACCGUUUCCAUGUGAGGAGCCAGGGCUGGAAGUCACCACAACGUGAGGGGAUUUGUGGAAGACGGAGCCUUGGAAGAGACGUGGGGCCUUCCUGAAGCCCUCAGCAGUGCCAGCCCGGUGCUAUGCGAUUCUCCCUGAAGCGCUGCCUCACCGCUGUGCUCGCAGCUUCCUUCCUCCUCCUCCUCCUCCUCCUCCUCCUCCAUGGGGGCAGCCAGCAGGAAGAGGAUCCCCUGGAGGUGGAUCUGAGGGGCUUGGCCCCCGACACAAUCCUGCAGGUGCUGCAGCCAGAAGGAGCCCAGCGCAUCCUCAGGGACACGGACGAGCUCUCCACACUCCACAAUGUCUCCUACCAUGUCCUGGCUGGCUCCCUGUCACCCCGAAAGAAAUUCCUGGCGGUGGGAUUGGCGUCAGUGCGGCGGCCGCGUGGCUUCUACCUCCCUGCCACACUGCAGUCCCUGUUCAGCCAGUCCACAGAGGAGGAGCUGCAGGAGAUGGUGGUGGUGGUGCACCUGGCCGACACAGAUCCCGGCUGGAACGCGCGUGUCGCCCUCAGCAUCGCCCAGAAGUUCGCUCGCCACAUCCUCCUGGGCCGGCUGCUGCUCAUCCACGCCCCCCACGAGCUCUACCCCACCCUGGAAGGGCUCAAGAGGAACUUCAACGACCCCGAAGAGCGGGUGAGGUUCCGCUCCAAGCAGAACGUGGACUACGCCUUCCUGCUCGCCUUCGCCGCCAACCUCUCCUCCUACUACCUGAUGAUCGAGGAUGACGUGUGGUGUGCCAGGUCCUUCCUGACGGCCAUCCGCAAGGCUCUGGCCUCCCAGGAGGGCUCCAACUGGGCCACCCUGGAGUUCUCCAAGCUGGGCUACAUUGGGAAGCUCUACCACUCCAGCGAUCUCCCUCGCCUGGCUCGUUUCCUCCUCCUCUUCUACCAGGAGAUGCCCUGUGACUGGCUGCUGGUGCACUUCCGCAACCUGCUCACCCAGAAGGACGUCAUCCGUUUCAAGCCGUCCCUCUUCCAGCACAUGGGCCUCUACUCCUCCUUCCAGGGCACCGUCAACCGGCUGGAAGAUGACGAUUUCCAGGCCGACGCCUUGGACCUUCCGGACAACCCUCCAGCAUCCUUGUACACCAGCAUGGCCGUCUUCGAGCACUACAAGCCCCUCAAGGCCUACAGCUCAGCAGAGGGGUAUUUCUGGGGGAAGGACCCAGCAGCUGGCAGCGUCUUCUUGGUCGUGUUCCAGCAGCCGGCCCAGGUCAGCCGUGUGCGGGUGCUCACGGGCUCCGAGGAGCGCCGGGGUGACUUCCUGCGCGCGGGGGUGCUGGAGCUGGGCCGGCGGCGCCGCCGAGACGGCCGGGACUGCUCCACCUACAUCCCAGUGGGAACCUUCGAGAAGGGCACCCUGGACCGGCGGGGGCUGGAGAGGAGCAUCUCUGGCCCCGUGGAAUGUGUGAGGAUCCGGGUAACCCAGGCCCAGAGCGAGUGGCUCAUCAUCCAGAGCAUCGACAUCUGGACCACAGCAGGCACCUGAGACAGCUGUCAAAGCACAGCUGGGUUUUGUUCAAAGAGGUCCUUUAUUUUUCUCAUUUCCUUUUUUUUAUAAGGAAUUAAAUUAUUGACUCCUGCUGGCAUUUGCCAAGGGAUGGGAACCACUGCUGUGGGAUGUGGAUGGGGCCAGGAGCAGGGCCCGCCAGGGUGUGCCCACCUGGGGGAUGCCCCAGUGAGAAGUGGAGGGGGUACAGGGAGGGGAAGAGGCUGGACAGCAGAAAACAUUUCCUCCCAUGGAGGAUGAUGUACAGGACGAAGCUGAUCAAUUAAUUAACAAAUCAAGUAACUAA
This is a messenger RNA of Myiozetetes cayanensis, 3068 nucleotides long. Its product is annotated as alpha-1,6-mannosyl-glycoprotein 4-beta-N-acetylglucosaminyltransferase-like. NCBI's taxonomy places the organism in Eukaryota, Metazoa, Chordata, Aves, Passeriformes, Tyrannidae. Gene Ontology annotation, molecular function: acetylglucosaminyltransferase activity. The transcript is spliced from 6 exons. Gene Ontology annotation, biological process: protein N-linked glycosylation. The coding region runs from base 1355 to 2761 and encodes 468 amino acids. The record is from RefSeq and is a predicted model, not a curated record.